Athalia rosae (coleseed sawfly) is the source of this 8253-nucleotide messenger RNA. Its product is annotated as brefeldin A-inhibited guanine nucleotide-exchange protein 3. Gene Ontology annotation, molecular function: guanyl-nucleotide exchange factor activity. The coding region runs from base 347 to 7075 and encodes 2242 amino acids. NCBI's taxonomy places the organism in Eukaryota, Metazoa, Arthropoda, Insecta, Hymenoptera, Athaliidae. Gene Ontology annotation, biological process: regulation of ARF protein signal transduction. The record is from RefSeq and is a predicted model, not a curated record. The transcript is spliced from 23 exons.
CAACCUGUUUAUAACAAAAUUCCCACAUUUUUUAUAUAAUCACCAUCUCCCUAUGGUCUUUAAAACUGAAAAUAUAUCUUACCUCGGCAUGGGUAUUAUAUCCUAAUUAUUUACAGAUCUAACACACGUACAUCCCAAUAUGUUUUUAAAUGUGGUGAAAAGUGUAAUGACUCCGUUUUGAAUGAUUGCAAAGAACAUUUGUCGAGGAGCAUGGCAAGGAAAUUAUCGAGAGAAUUAAAGCUGAUCUGUUAUGAUUGUUGUUUUAACGAGCAGACCAAAUCGUGGGUAAAAAGGAAGAUGUUUUCAAGAUAUCUCCGCACUAUGAACGGUUUGUGCAAGAGAGGGCAUGAUAGUUAAGGAGGCUUUACACGCGAAAUUACCAAAUAUCCGAAAAUCUGCACAAGAAGCGCAUGACUUUCUAGAUAAACAACAAGGUCUGUUACGGGAUCCCCCGCACGAACUUCGGGCGAAAUGUCUACACACCUUUCAGCUUGCCCUAGAAACAAGAAGAAGCAAAUUCGUCACUUUUGCUCUUGCUGGCCUACAUAAAAUGCUAAGAGAUGAUAGAUUUCAAUCUCCGUAUGAGCCAGAGGAUGAUUCUUUAUGGCUUCCUGCUCAAAUGCUGCAUGCUAUGGGCUCUAUAUUAUCCCAGUCUGAUGAUGCACAGACAGAUAUGCUAAAAGUACUGCUACAAGUCGCAUGUUCAUCGUAUUGGACGAUGAAUGGACGUCUGAUAAUUGCGGUACUCACAACGUGUAGUGAAGCUUUUGAAAAUGGAAAUCAGGCGGUCAGAACAGCAGCGCAGGCAGCUACUAGCCAAACUCUACGAUCAUUCUGCUUAUUUCUAGAUGAAGAGUGUCAAGAAAUGGAUGAAAAUGCCAAACGAAAUAAAAAUGUUCAUGAACGUGGAAUCUCUUGUUUUAACGAGGCAAUACCGAUACUCCAAUAUAUUUGUAGCAAAUUAGAUGAAGCUCAAACUAACGGCAGAAAUGGAACAACAGUCGUGUUUCUACUUGAAUGCCUGCACACGCUGAUAUCGUCUCUUCCUCAAAAAAUCCAUACCAAUACGCACUUCACAACAUUUUUGUGGCAAAAGUUUUGUCCUGCGCUAAUAGCAUUUCUGGGCACACCAAGAGUAGAUAAAACAUUCACAUCCAGGGAAGGAAAAGAGACGGAAGUUGGAAGAGGUUCAGGUUAUUUAGCAACUGCCUUGGGUUUCGACAGUCAUCAGGCUAAAACGGUUUACAGUAUUGGAACGGAAUUAGUUCGACUAGUUGGCUGUGUGGGAUCCCUUCGUCCAGUACUUGAAUCAGUUUUCCACAGAAUGUUAUUGUACCCCCCACCUCAGUACAGAAUAGAACCGCUCAAAGCUCUCCGAGAGCUGUUACGAAGUCCAAGCAGGAUGGUCGAUUUUGCAGGACCUCUGUUAGUGGAGGAUGAAAAAGGAAGUCCACAAAGUGACAUGGCAUUAAUGCGUUUAGUCAUGGAUUCAAUUGAAGAAUCAACAACAGCAGGGCCUAUGGUACUGCAUGCAAGUGUUUCCUGCGUCGUUGCUAUGUUGUCAGCAUUACAAGAGCUUUGUGAAGGAAAGGCUAUCAAUCAUAAUUAUACUUGCACAAUUAAUAGUCUCUAUGAAGAGCUCGAUAGCUGUAACUACCAAGGUCCGUUAACUUAUCAAAGCAUGGCCAGAUUGCCAAAGACUUAUCGCGAGCAAUUAGAGCUCAUGAACAAAGUAAACAAUUCCGAGUCAGAUUCUUCUGGCCACGGUCUAUCAGAAAAUGGAGAUUCGACGGAUACGGAAGGUCCACAAAAUGAGUCUGAUAUAAAUGAAGAGAACAGUUUAGAUGAAAAUGAUUAUUCGUUAGAGAAUGAGAAACAAAGAUUGAGAUUAGAAAAGUUGCCAAAGUGCCUACAUGUUGGACGUCAAAUUGCUGAGGAAUGCAACGUUGACGUGGAACGGCAUAAUGCCAGGUUGUUUGCUAAAACUAUAAGAACAGAUUUAAUUCCAAUGGUAUCAACAUUAAGAAGUAAUAUUCAGGUUGAUGAAGCGUUUCAAGGUUUUGCUUCUGAAUAUUGCCAAGGUGUUUUUGCAGAGCAACAAAAGUUACAAGCUCAGGGCGAUACUAGUGUCGAUACUUGUGCCCUGAUAACGAUAAUGAACGCUGAUGGCAUUUACUUGGCUACGUAUGCUGCAUUGCUUUUGAAUUUAAAGUUAAUAAAGAUUAAUUACUAUAAUGAUGAUUCUCAACAAGUUCCAAUCAGUGAGGAACAAUUCGUUGAGGAAGUUCAUGGCUCUGGUGUACUUGUGUAUCUUUCAGCUACAUGGCUAUCCGAACUGUAUCAACAAGUAUUAGCAUGUAAUCUACUUGAGAAAUGUGGAUACCAUCCAAAUAUGAAAGAAAACAACGCGCUAGUUAAUGUACUCACAGACAUUGACGGGCUCGGUAGUAUUCUACAGAGUGGUCAACUUUUAUCGGAUUAUCGUCGUUUGGAAAGAGCUCAACCAUCUCACAUCGAUCCCUCACCAGAAGCAGAGGCUGGAGCCAAACUUUCACGUCGAGUACUCACGUGCUGCUGGGGAAGUAUGAUGACUGUCUUGACGUCGGGUCUCAAUCCAUCCAAGGAAGAAAAUACUAAAGGAAUUUUAAAUAGAGAGGGUGGCAGAAGAGGAGUUAAAGAUACAGUUGUGUUAGCCCUUGAGGGAUUACAUAAAGCUGCAACACUGAGUAACAUUCUGGGUCUCCAAAACCGAUGUGGUUCCAUUUUUUCGCUUCUUGCUAAAGCGUCUUGUAGUGAACAAUCCAUAUCAAAAUUAAGAAGAACCAAAGACGUUCUUAGACUUAAGUUACAGAAUAAAGGAACCAACAUACACACAUCCCACGCUUUGAGUAUGGAAGUAUUACUGGCGAGAGGUCUUGAAUUGGGUAGUCAUAGCAGUGAUUGUUGGCCGCACGUUUUUAUAUGUUGUUUAUACGUAUGUAAAUUAGAACAUGGGUUCUUCAGUAAAUCACAGAAUCAGAGCUUACCAAAAGCUCCACAAAAAAAAGAUAAUAACAUAGGAGAAAAUAAGACUACUCAAGAACGGUUAAAUCUUACUUUUAAUCUCACUGACGAAGAUGAGACCUGCGUGGAUGUGUACAGUUUUCUUUCAACCCCAUACAAUCAAAAUGUGACGUCGGAUUCUAUUCCAGAAAUUAUACAGGAAUCUAAUGCCGAUAACCAUUUCAAUGGUAUCUUACCUGCUGAUUAUGCAGCCAAAAUCAUUUGUGUUUUGUCCCAACUGGUCGAUAGACUCUUUGAAGAUGCUGCGUUAAAGUUAAAUUUACGAGCACUCUGCUCGUUUCUGAAUACUUUGUGUAUGGCCAGUCAAGCGCAAUUAUUUAAAACAACAAAUGGUUCAAAAGAAAACAAACGAUUCUGGUGGAGGCGCACUAAGCCAAGGGAGAAUGAUUUGAAUGUUUUACUAUUGACCAGACUGGGUGCAGUGAUGUUGAAGUGCGUAAGGAGUGGACGACCAUUGAUCCACAUUAUGAGGGUAUGGAGUAUUUUAGGGCCUCAUUUUAUGGAAGCAGCUUGUCACAAGGAUCGUGCUAUUUCAAAAAAAGCUGUGCAAUGCAUUCAUGAUUCCGUUGCUGCAUUGUUAAAUGAACAAAUAGAAUUACCACACUUCCAUUUCAAUGAAGCAUUGUUUAAGCCUUUUGAGAAUCUACUUUGCCUAGAGUUAUGCGACAGCGAUGUUCAAGACCAGAUUGUGAGCUGUAUUUGUGAAUUUGUGGAAACCAACAGAACAGAAAUCCGUUCUGGAUGGCGGCCUUUGUUUGGAGCUUUAAGGGUAGCUUCCGUUGGAAAUUCAGAUUCAAUAGAAUCGGAGCCUCUCCUAGAAGUAUUCAAAGUGUUUCUUUCAACGGAUAAUACUCUAGUAUUUGCCAACGCUGCACUAGAUUGCAUAUUGUGCUUGUUGAGGCACGUUAGAGGGCCUAGCGAUACUGGAUUUGAACAAGAACCAGAAUCUAAGAAAAUGCAGCUAUGCGUCGAAAGUUUGAAGUAUUUGUUAAGCUGCAGUGAUAUUCUAGGAUCGAUGUACUGUAUGCCGGCAUGUCCCAUUUUCCAUUCCGCACAAAGAAUUCAAGUGUCAACUAUUCCGCAAUAUGUGGAUGCUGUAAUCCCAAAUCUGGACUUGACAACCUUUGAUCCAAAUGGGGAGUCUCCGCAAAAAACAAUUCCAAAAAUAUCAUACAAAAUUUUAUCGACAGCCAAUGGAGUCCUUACCACAUUACAAAACUUGGACAAGCCCAGUGGGAUAUUGAGGGUGUGGUAUUUAUUGAUAGAAGGGCUUGCAAGUGCUACCAUGAUUUGUCCACGGAAGUACCAGCCGCAUACUUUGGAAACUUUGUUUCAUUUGUUACGAGAUAUAUUGAACAUACCAGGGCCGCAAUUUGGAUUAUAUUGCGUGAAUCAUCUGCUGCUACCUAUGGUUCAAAAUUGGUUGAGAAAAACCUCAAAAAUUUUCCGAGGUUGGGAUAAUUUUGCACCUAACUUCAAACAAUGUUGUGGUCUAACAACCGACUUGGUUGUAGAUUACCUAACUCAUUUGCAAGGACCUGAUGUUAUCAGAAACGAUUCAUAUUUACCCGCAACGACGUUGAUGCUCAAACAACUCUUGCUAGUGAUGGCUGAGUGUGUGGUACAGCCUACGGAAAGUAUUGCAAGAUUAGGAUGCGCAUGUAUCAGACACGUGCUUAUCAGCGGUGGCCCGAUGUUGACAGCGGAACAGUGGGAAGUUUGUGGAGUUGCAUGCUAUCGGGCGUGUUCGAAUUCACUUCAAGAACUCCACCAGCUAACGAUGGCAUUUUCUCCACGUUCCGAGUCGUUUUACGGUGAUGUAGCGCAGGUCAAGGUCGCUGCGCGUCGCGACGCCACCCCUGAGGAAUCCGAGCGUCUCCGACAGCUUGCCACGCAGGUCCUCCUUCUCGACGAACAGCGAGUGGAAGAGAUCUCCUCAUCACCUGACGACAGGUCCUUUGUGUUUCUGCUUUAUCCACCCUCAAUUGUCACAACACUCAACCCUGAUCUUUACAUUGUGAGAGUUCAGCUCAAAGCUCUAAUAGUUGGCCUCCUCGUGCAUCAGAUGCUGCUUCGUUGUAUAGCUAGCGUACUCCUACACGGAACUAGACGGCUCAUUCCUAGCCUUGCUCAGAUGAUUUUACAGCCAGCUACUUCACCUGUAAUCGAUACCUCGGAGAAAUCACUACCAGGAUACUUGACUUACAUGAAUCCAACGCACAUCGAUACGUUCCUGGCAGCCCUUGAUUUCUCUCAAGCUUCAGCGUUGAAGUUUGACUCUCGACCAGGGCUCAAAUUCCUGGUGCAAAAAGUCGCUAAUCUCGAUCAGGCCGCAAAUUUAUAUCAACAAGCCGGCGCGGCUUGGACUAUCAAGGUUGUAACUUUGUUCGAAUUGUGUCUCGAUGAGAUUUCUAAAACAGAAGCUGACGUCGAGACAAUUAAAUUAAUUCUUAAAGACGAAAUUGAAGAUAAUACCGCAGAGAGUAAGAGUGAUCUGUCUUUAUCAUCCGAAGUUGCGGAGGGGGAAAAAUCUGACGGAAGAGGUGCUCAAUCGACUCGUGAUUCGAGUAAAAAGUAUUCCAAUCUUUCUAAAUAUCUGAAAAUGUUGCAAACAACCUUUGACAAGGUAUGCGAAAUGUACGUAGAGGUAGUCAUUGACAAGGACGGGAAGCACUCCAGGGUCGAUCAAUUUUCGAGUCAAUCCGUAUUCUUCUUGGUCGCUCAACCUGACGACUACCCGGAGAUAAGGGGAAAGGAAAUCUCGGACAGCCGAGAAAAAGUCCAACCGGCAUCUGUCGCGAACGAUUCUUCUGCGAUCCCCCAUUACAAUACCGUCGAGAUGAUGCAGCGAAUUCACGAAAACAUUGAUACCGAUACUUCCGAUGAAGACGACGACGAGGUUGAGAUCUACAAUCCCAAUCUCGACGACGAAAGUGGACUCGAAGAACUCGGACUAGCGGAAAACGAAUCCAGACCUUUUAGAUUAUCGGAUCUGGCGGUCGAAUAUUCGACAGAUUCUGGACCACAAUCUGAACCCCCUGAUUCUGAUCCCUACGAUUCCAGGCCCGCUUCUCGAUUAGGAUCCAUUAAUGAUCAAAUUCUAUACUUGGAACAGUCAAGAGAAAGUUCUCGCGAGGGAUACAUCGACGGAUUAGAAGACGAGAAAAUCAUGAACCGGAUUAAUUCAAUCGCUCCUUCGAGGCUGGAUCACGUGGAUAUGGCGGGCGAAGAAGUAGCGGGAAUUACAUUGAAUUGUUCGAAAGAUCGAGCUGGUGUUCGACUUCUUGAAAAAUCGACUCUUUUAUCGAGGCAAAAUUCAUUGAAGUUUGUAUUUGGACCUAUGGAUGACAAGGGGAUCAGAGAAUCACCGCCUCCCUUGCGCUCCCAGUCUGUGAUGGAGCUCCGAAAGACGACGGCGAAACAACGAAAAGCUGCACACCAAAGUACGAGCAGUUCUCCGAGGUCUCUCCGGCCUUCCAAGUCCGUUUUCGAGUCGCCGAAAUUUCGGUCGUCAAAAAUUAGUAAUUGUGCGCAACAGUUGUCUUUGAGGACAUUAGAUCAGUUGGAGAAAGACAUUUCCUCAAGCGUCGAUCUCCCGGUCAGGGAAGUUCCUGACGGAGUUUCAGCCGGUGACGAGAAUUUGAGCGCUUUACUAGAUGCUUAUAAACGCAGUAAAAUUGGACUACGUACAAAUCCAUUUACGAUCGCCGCAAAAACUGCAGCGGAAGAAUGCCGAAGCAGACAACCACCGAUACCUCCGGAAGUCGAGUUGCAAAGGAAGAACAGUAUUUUCAAGGACCGCGAGGCGCAAUGCAGGGCGUGGGCUGAGAUUUUAAGUGCUGCUUUACAGUGGGCCUCCGUUUUACCGGAUGAGAAACUGGCGCCGUUACUUCCGGUUCUUGAAGGUGGCAUUCAAACUUUGACUAGGCACGCUGCAGAUCCACCGCUGAAGCAGCAUCUUGCGAUUAUAUUUCAUCGUAUCGCGGUAUUGUACGGCUUUUCAACAGUCUAAGAUCAAAUGCUUUUAAUUUCAGUUAAAGCUCGAGCUCAAAAUCCUCAAUAUUUGUAAACUAUUUUAAAAAGUACCUGUAGGCAGCAGGUAAACAGUAUUUUUAGUCGAUCCUCGACGGUGUUCACUGAAAAUUCAUCAGCAUACUGAAAUCUGGAAACGAGCGGAACACAAAUCGCUCAUUUUCAGCCACAUUCGAUUCGCCUGAUUCGCUCGGGAAGCAUUCUAGUCAGUGUUAGUGUUUUUAAUGAUAUCAGUAAACUGUAACAUGGAGUUCCUGAUUUUCCUGAAUUAUCCGAUACUAUAUUCAUAACACUUAUAUUCCUGCAUGUAUUUAGUCUGGAUUGAAUCCCUAUCGUCGAAGAUAACUCUUAAUAAUCAGGAUGUUUUUACUAUAAAUAAUUUUUGUAUGCCUAUAAAUAUAAUUUAUUUUCACUGUCGACUUAACAGCUAUGCGAAAUAAUAUAUAUUUUUUUAGUUAUCCUUGCCCAUUGAUUAGAAAUAUGAUUUGUCGGCAUUUUGUACAUCAUUAAAAAGAACCUUAGAGCGUUCUGUCCGGCUGUGAGGAUUCUAGUUACGAUUAAAGUAUCUUAUACGAUAAUUUUUUAGUUACUUAAUUUUAUCACUUAAAUAUAUUUGCAUUGGUUUUUUCAUUUUUUAUGCGAAAUCGUUACCAAAUUUUCAGUUCUCGUAACUGUUUGGAUGAGAAUAAUUAUUAAACACGUUGAAACAUUUCGAGAAAAAUUUUAAAAUACAAGUUAUCAAUGAAUUUAGACCAAGAAGCACAACAUUGUGAGUGAAAAAUAGUUAAUUCUUGAAGUGAUAGUUACAGUUCAUCUUUUAACCACAUGCAGAAAUAAGAACGAUAAAAUUAAAUAAAAUAUCGAAACCAGAACAAAAAAUUUUAUGAUAAUAAUUGAGAAAUGCCUACUUAAAAACAUAUAUUAUAUCUAAAUCUAUAUAUGCAUAUUAUAUAUUUAAUAUAUUAUUGUACGAUCGGACAUACGAGCCAAUUAUUAUUUUAAAUGAAUAAAAUAACUAGGUAUAAUGUUGUGAUUACUGUGAAUGAUAGUUGUAUUGAAUAUGUUAUUUUUUGGAGCAUAUUACCAGUAUUGUCAUCCCAAGACAAUACAUUAUACUGUACUGUGCAAUAAAAGCAUAAGAAAGCAGCGUCAGCAUUA